AUGAAGAAACGCAAAAAGAUGGAUCAUGAGAUCCCUCUUGAUCUACUGAUGGAGAUUCUCAUCAGAUUGCCGGCGAAGUCUCUGAGAAGGUUCAUACUCGUUUCAAAGAUAUGGUCGUCCAUGAUCCAGAGCCAAGUAUUCAUAGAUUACUUCUUCUCCAUCUCCUCGACACGACCGCGGUUUUUUGUAGCUUUCACCAACGGUUGUUUCGCAAAGUAUAAGGAUAGACGCUUGUUCUACUACAUGUCGUCGUCGUCUUCACAAUCACAUGAAGGACAUGAAUCAUCUUCUUCUUCUUCUCUGGUAACCAGUCUCGACACGAUAAUGCCUUACCUCGCCGUUUGUGAUCUCUACGGGUCUUGUUCUUCCAUCCAUGGCUUUAUCGGUUGCUCACUUGGCGUUGGGUUGCACCAGACAAGUCAUUGUCUUACCAACCUUACCAAAACGUCCCGCUCCAGAUAUGAGAGGCACGUGCUUGUGUUACGAUCCUGUCUCUGA
Molecule: messenger RNA, 498 nt
Organism: Microthlaspi erraticum
Lineage: Eukaryota; Viridiplantae; Streptophyta; Magnoliopsida; Brassicales; Brassicaceae
Source: the annotation of a GenBank genome assembly